AAUAGUACACUCCACGUGAGGGAACAGGGCCAAUAUUGACGUGAAGGCUUUCGGAAGUAGACGUCUGGAUUACACUCUUUUUACCGUUGAGAUUGCAAGAUAUCCGAAUCGUUUCUUCGAAUAAUGAGCGAUAUUGUAGAGCUGCAAAGUCCUGAUGGAGAUCAUGCAACUAUUCAACUUCACGGUGCAACUGUGACGUCAUGGAAGUGCAAAGGACGGGAAAUGCUGUUUGUAAGUGAAAAGGCGGUUUUUGACAAGAAGAAGGCGAUCAGAGGCGGAAUUCCAGUAGUGUUUCCAAACUUUGGACCAUGGAGUCUUGGGCCUCAGCAUGGAUUUGCCAGAACUAGCCAAUGGCACAUCAGCCAACAUCCAAAGGAAGAGAAUGGUGAAACAAGAGCAGUGUUUUCUCUAGAGGACAGUGAAAGUACAAGACAAAUGUGGGAUUAUAAGUUUAGGGUUCUGUAUGAAGUGACUGUGGGAAAGCAGCAUUUAAAAACCACCAUCACAGUUGAAAACAAAGACGAGAAAGCCUUUGCCUUUACCACCCUUCUACACACUUAUUUACGAGUUCCUGAUGUUACCCAAACUACAGUUUCUGGAUUAAAGGGCUUAAACUAUGUUGAUAAGGUUCUUGGUGGAAAAACAUUCACAGAAAGCAAUGAACCUGUGAAAAUCAAUGGGUUUACAGAUAGGGUUUACCAGAACUCUCCAAGUGAACACAAGAUAACAAAUGUUGGCUCUAAAAAUUGUCAUGUAACUCUCUGGAAGGAAAAUUUUCCAGAUACAGUUGUGUGGAAUCCUUGGGCUCAAAAGGCCAUUUCAAUGGCUGAUUUUGGAGAUGAUGAGUAUCCCAAUAUGCUAUGUGUUGAAGCAGGAUAUGUCAGCAAGCCUUUUGUACUUGAGCCAGGAAAGAAAUUUGAAGCCCAGCAAACAUUUUCAUGUUCUUGUGUUUAGCCUUGAAUUUUCAUACAAUAGGUAGUGACCAAAAUCAAGUUAGAAAUGAAAUUAAUAGGUAGCUCUGAUAGCAUUAGUGCAGUUUGAAAAUAAACUACUACCAAUAAAAAAUGUAGGGAUGGUAAAAGAUAAGACUAAUGAUAGAUGUGGGUAAACAGGAAGAUAGGAUUAGGAUAUUUUUUGUGAACUAAUAGAUGUAAUGACUUUUCUGUACUCUACCUGUUUAAAUCAAUUUUAAAAGGAUAGGGAUUGUUUUUAUCAGUUUAUAAGGGUAGUCAGAGUAUAAUAUACUGUAAACCGUUUUUCUAAUGUAGGGCUAACACUCCAAUCAUCAGCUUUAGAAAUCCUUCAUGGGGGCCAAUUUACAUAAUUAACUCAGUUGAAAAAAAAAAUCUCUGUUCAAACUAUGUACUGUUAUACACCAAUAUGAGUGAUGAAUUUUUUUUCUUCAAAUCAAGAUUGUAUUCUACAAGCUAUUCUCAAAUUUCCAAUACUCUCAAAAAUUUCAUGUCUAGGUGUAUAAAACAAAGUAAAAUAUCAGCCUGGAACUACUAACAAUAACUGUUCAAAUAGACUAGAAGUGUGUAGAGCCAAUGAACUGAAAUCCAAACAACAACAUCGAUCUAUUUGUGCAUUCAGUUAAAAUCAUACGUCACUAGAAAACUGUUACAAAGACAGUUUCCUUGCAUUGUAUAAAAAUAAUUAAACAGUAAAAGAAAUUGCAUUCUAAAUGGAUAUUCACAAUGGUAGUAAAAUAAAAAAUGUUAUUUAAUUACCCUGAAAUAUUGAAUAACAAGGAUAUAAUAUCGGCUUAUAAACUAAGGAUACCAGCUGGGAAAAAAGACAGCUUGCUGCUGCAAUGUUGUGUGUUAUUUCUAAUAAAAAAGUACCCUUGGA
Pocillopora verrucosa is the source of this 1851-nucleotide messenger RNA. RefSeq lists its product as uncharacterized. Gene Ontology annotation, biological process: carbohydrate metabolic process. Gene Ontology annotation, molecular function: glucose-6-phosphate 1-epimerase activity; carbohydrate binding. Gene Ontology annotation, cellular component: cytoplasm. Lineage: Eukaryota; Metazoa; Cnidaria; Anthozoa; Scleractinia; Pocilloporidae. The record is from RefSeq and is a predicted model, not a curated record.